AUGCCUACACCCGCAGCCAAAUCCCCGCUGUACCCAGCUCGCUGCGCACCCAAAUCACCCAAUUUGUCGUGCGAGCAAUACCUCGCGCACUGCGCGAGCCACCACCCGCGCAGCGCAGGCAACCCAUCCGCGCAGCGCAGGCAACCCAUCCGCGCAGCGCAGGCAACCCAUCCGCGCAGCGCAAGCAACCAUCCGCGCAGCCAAAUCCCCACUGCACCCAGCUCGCUGCGCACCCAAAUCACCACUGCACCCAGCUCGCUGCGCACCCAAAUCACCGAGGCCGCCUCCGGGCGCCCAUUCAUUCCUUCGCACUAUCCUAUAUCCGCCAGCUCAACCACUCAACAGUCACCUAUGCACAGUAAUUAUACCUCGCCGCCUCCGCCUCCUACCCUAGCUCAACGCUUAUCUGCUGCGCGGAAUAUGGUGCGACAGUAUGGUUUCGAUGAUAUCCCCAAUUGCCUAUUAGCAGAACUUCAGUGUACAGAUCCAUCCGUGCUCGCGCGUUCCAAAGCUUACUUGCAGCGCGGUAGCAUGGGCAAGCUUUUAUGUGCUGCGCUCGUACACUCUUCUAAUUCCAUCAAAACCCUCGCAAAGGAUAUUGAUUUGCGUAAUGCAUGUGUGGAUAUCGUCGAGAACCUUGUGCACAGCGAAAUGAGCGCCCUUAUAGCUGCACCGCACAUGCGCAAAAAGAUGAAUCAAUUUACCCAUGAAUACAUCAGCGGAUUUUCACUCUCUGAUAUUGCACGCCUAGCGCUUAAGACCCCGCGCGCACUCAAGACCCCGCGCGCGCUCAACACCCUCCCCGCGCUCAAGACCCCGCGCACGCUCAAGACCCCGCGCACGCUCAAGACCCCACGCACGCUCAAGACCCCGCCUCCCCGCUGGGCAAUCAUUAUCAACCCCACCAAGAAGACUCAGAAGAUCUCCCUUCAUUCAUAG
Molecule: messenger RNA, 939 nt
Organism: Morchella sextelata
Lineage: Eukaryota; Fungi; Ascomycota; Pezizomycetes; Pezizales; Morchellaceae
Exons: 4
Coding region: 1-939 (312 amino acids)
Source: RefSeq, a predicted model, not a curated record